UCUUGAGUCUUUAGUUUUAGUUUAAGCGGCAGUGGCGGUUCUUAAAACAUCUUGGACUUAGAUCCCGAGUUAAUCGGGAGAAAAUCAAUUUUUUUUUUUUUUUUUUUUGUGUAAACAAAUUUUUCAAAAAUGUGGUCAAGUUUUUUUGUUUUUAUUGUAUUGGUUUUCGGUGUCGAAUCGACUGUGGUGGAUUUAUCAUACAGGGGGUUAAAGAAAGAGCAAUUUUUCGUGUCAAUACAGCCGCAAAUAAAUUUACACGAAGUGACAGAUUUGAUAUUAAAAGGAAACAAUUUUGACAGUUUCCUUGAUUGUUCAACAAAUCUAGAUAAUUUGAAAUCAUUAGAUUUGGCAGAGAAUCAUUUGCAAAGAUUUUUUUUCCUCUGCAAAGAAGAGUACAAUUUAGAGUACUUGAAUGUCAGCCACAAUUAUCUCGAAUAUAUCGACGAUUUCGCGUUGAAUAAUCGUACGUCCAAAUUAAAAAUGCUCGAUCUUUCGUGGAAUAAAUUGACUGUCAUCAAUGAAACAAUGAUCGAACAUAUGAAGAUACUGGAAUAUUUGUCGAUAGCAAGCAAUCCAGUGGUCGACAUUCACGAAAGCGCGUUUACAAACCAAAAAAAUUUGUUGCAUUUAGACAUGAGUAAUGUGUCCGCACCAUUUUUACCAACUUCUUUAUUUCGACCUUUAGCAAAGUUAUCAUUUCUAAAUAUAUCAUUCAAUCCCAUCGAGACAUUGCCAUUUCUGCCGGUAAUGUUAAUGGAACUAGACAUUUCGGGGACUAACAUACUAUUCAUAAGUGAAAUUUCACUGCCGCAUUUGUCUAGGCUGCACUUGAAUUACAUGCAUAAUGUAACGGAAGUUAUCUUAAAUGAUUUCGAAAAUAUGACGAUGCUAGAAUUGAUAACAUUAGAAAACUGCCCCAUGCUGACGGAGUUUCGCGUCUGGCCGCCUAAUAGCAAACUCCUGCCACGCUUAAGACAUUUGUCUUUGAAAGGAAGUGCACUGGAGACACUGAACGAAGAUUUACGUCCGAUUCUUCAGAGAACUGCUGUCGUCGAUUUACAAAAUAAUCCUUGGCAUUGCGAUUGUAGGAUGCAGUGGAUCAAUCGGUUCAAUCUUUCCAGCGAACUUAGUCAUAGAAUCAGGUGUAAAACGCCGGAAGAACAUGCCGGGAAAUUAUUAUCGAUAAUUCCAAAUCACGAGCUGAUAUGCGUUGAAAUAUUGAGCACGGCUUAUCCAGCGAUAUGGGCAUCAAUAUCGAUUAUAAUUCUGGGAAUAAUAUUCGCGGGAAUUUAUCUCGUAUGGCGAGGGCCUCUCAGACACUGGAUUCUUCCGAAACACGGCGGCGAUACUGUGUCAUACAAAAAUGUCAAGGAGUCAUCCAACGACUUGAUAAGAAUCCUAGUCACCGAUGACCGUGCUGAGGAUUAAAAAAAAUUUUAUUUCAGUAAAAACUAUCGAUAACUCCUAAAUUAGAUUACGAAAACUCCUAGUAAAUUAUAUAGAUUUGAUGUUACCUGUAGCUGUUCAUCGGAGAAUAAAAAGUUGUGUGACGCGAAGGGCGCAAACAAUAAUUUGUAACGUAUUAUUGAAGUGUAUGGAUCUGAAUAGAUGCUCAAAAUUGACGUUAAUGUACAAAAGCCAGAAAACAUUCUGAUUUACGGUUCAUUUAGUAAACUAUUACCAAACCAUAAUCACAGCCCCAUUUCACCCUAUCCUACCACUAGUAUAACUGACGAGCGUCUCUGCCUAUACUAUUACUAUUUUUUUAUCUCCGUUGUAUCCAAUUGAAAAUGUUGAUACGAGGGAAGAAAAGAGAAAAGAAGAGUUGAGUCGAGUCUCUGAAUGAAAGUUCACCAUGCGAGCUAUUCCCUACACUUUCAAUCAACCAACCCCUUUAACAAAUCACUCCUUUUUUACCUUCAGCUCAACCACAGUCUUCAUAUAUAUAUAUAUAUACAUUCUAUAGAUAUAUGUGAAAAAAUAGUACCACAAAAGUACGGGUUGACUGCUUUUAAAUAAAACUUGAGUAUCUUCUUCAUUUUAUAUAUAUAUCCAUAUAUAUAUUUCGUUUUAACAUUUCAUUAGAUCAGAGUUACGAUUCGUCAAGCAAAUUAAUAACUUACUUUUUAAAAAAUGAAUAUGGUAAAAAAUUUUGUAUCAAAACUUCUAAAGGUUUUUUGGUUAAUUAAAUCAUAUAAUUUGAAAUUUAUAGGGGAGGGAGGGGCAAAAGGGGGUACUUAAGGAAAUACAAAGUUUUCGAGGACUCAAAUACGCUAAAUCUUUUUUUUUUAAUGAUAUUCAAAGUAAAUAGAAGAAAUUUUCAGUUACUGUUGAAAAAAAAAUUUUUCAUUUCUGCGGGCAAAGUGGGGUACCCCCCAAAAAAGGUAAAAAAAAAAAUUUUCUGGAUUUUAAACGAAUUUGAUUAAGUUUAAUUUUUUUGUAAGUAAUUUACAUGAAGAAAAAUUAUAUUUUACAUGUUUAUUGGAGACAAAAGAAGAAAAAAAUUUUUAAUAGUUUUUAUGAUAAAACAAACGUCAUUAAUAUUUUUCAACUGACAAUUGAUUUUUGAAAAAGUUUAUCAAAAAAAAUUCAAAGUACCGCUUAAUUAUAUUUACAGAAGUGAUUUUUGAAUGUUUAAAAACCAUUUAAAAUAUAAAAUUUUUUUUUAUCAAAUUUUGGGGGUACCCCGUUUUGCCUACCCUACCCCUUUUUGCCCCCGGCCCCCCUUCCCCUAAUUUGAAAUUUAUAAACAUUUUUUUUUAAAUUUUAUAUUGAAUGGAAAAAAAAAUUUCGAGUAUCAAAAAUCGAUUUUAUAAAAAUUAUUUUUUUUGCUGUGUGUGGUUUGGUAACGUUUGGUCAGAUCAAAUGAUUUUCAUAUAUAUGUAUUAAGAUCGUCAGAAGCCUUGACAUGAACGGUGAUCGCGUGCGAUGUAGCGAUGAGCCUUUGUGCUAAAGUAUGAUCUUCCUACGGGAAGCAUAUCGAGUUACACGUUAUACGUGUGCUCAAACUCAUCAUAUUCACAUUAUAGUGCAUUAACAGUAGGCUACUUCAUAUAUAUAUACAUAUAUAUUCGCAUAUAUGUGCCAUAAUUUGUAUACGUAUACAGAGCCCGUAUCUUCGCUCGAUUUACAAUAUAAAAUAUAAUAUAUAUAUAUUAAUUCUACAUCAAGAUAUUAUUGCAUGCCAAUGUCAUAUUUGACAAGGCAAUAUAUGAAGUGCGUUUAUAUGUUUGUACUGGCACAAGAAAAAUUUUACAUUAUGAAAUAAAAAUAAAAAUUUUCUUAGGAUUAUAAAUAAUUUCUUGGCGCGAAAAAAAUUUUCUCGUCCUAUGAAAAUUUUCGGUUUAAAUUUAAAGUGCAAAAAAUUUCUUAGAUCUUUUUCUUCUGAAUAUGUAUAUAUAUAUAAGAAAAUAAAAAAUUUUUUUACACGAGAUUUGCAGCAGCAUUGAAGGAUCCAGACAAUUUUUAAUCUGACUUCGAUUGUAAAACAUAUUUUUUAAAUUUUAUUUUGUAUUUAAAUUCGCGCCUUUCGCGGGUCGUGUAUCGUUUGAUUUUUUUUAGGUGUAAAUUAAAGUUAUGUUAAAUAUAUAUUUAUAAAAUAAAAUAAAUAAUAAUAUUUUUGAAAAUAAAA
This is a messenger RNA of Microplitis mediator, 3631 nucleotides long. Its product is annotated as phospholipase A2 inhibitor-like. The coding region runs from base 130 to 1428 and encodes 432 amino acids. The record is from RefSeq and is a predicted model, not a curated record. The transcript is spliced from 4 exons. Gene Ontology annotation, cellular component: extracellular matrix. Gene Ontology annotation, molecular function: protein binding. NCBI's taxonomy places the organism in Eukaryota, Metazoa, Arthropoda, Insecta, Hymenoptera, Braconidae.